AUGGUCAGAGAUGGACAUCAACACAGCCCAGCAGAACUAAAUGAACUGCUUCAAGAAACCUCAUCCAUUUUGUGGCAGGCCCGAAAGAGUAUUCCGUCAGAACAUGUCAAGCAGAUGGAUGAGGUACAGUCACCAAGGGCAACAGUCAUCGAGUUUAAAUCAAGAGAUGGAAACGACAUGUUGCUUCCUCCACCACAAGAAAACUUCAAUCAACCCUAG
Molecule: messenger RNA, 219 nt
Organism: Acanthoscelides obtectus
Lineage: Eukaryota; Metazoa; Arthropoda; Insecta; Coleoptera; Chrysomelidae
Source: the annotation of a GenBank genome assembly